This is a messenger RNA of Myotis daubentonii (Daubenton's bat), 3020 nucleotides long. RefSeq names its product angiopoietin-related protein 3-like. NCBI's taxonomy places the organism in Eukaryota, Metazoa, Chordata, Mammalia, Chiroptera, Vespertilionidae. The record is from RefSeq and is a predicted model, not a curated record.
CCUAGAGAAAAUCCUGAGAAUUAUAUAAUGAUUUUUGAGAGGCUAGCCCAUAACCAAAAUAGGAAUCACUUCGUAUAGCAAAAUUAUCUUGAAAAUUCCUUUAGUACCUACAGGCCCAGUGUAUGUGCAAGGCAUUUAGUUUAAUCUCAUCGUUCCCCAAGAAAAAUGGUUUUCUUUAGUCAUAUGCAUCACAACAAAGAACAGGACAUUUGGUAUUCAUCAACAACGUUCUUCCAGAGCUCCUUCAGAUGGCUUCUCUCGAUUACAAACUGUUUUGGAAACUCCAAAUUCUUUCCACUGAUUCAGCCAUAGCCUCUUAACUAAUUUAUAAACCGCUGUGAUUUAGCAGCUCCAGGAAGUUAGAGGAUAAUGUUGUGGAAUUUGCUCAUUCUUAGAGCAAACUCUUUCUGCUCUUUACUGUCUUGGGACCGUCUUCUACUUUCUUUGCUGAAAACAGGUUCCCCCAAGGGACCUUGAAAUCUUUCAAAGCCACAAUGCAAAAAACAUCAGUGUGGCUUCUCCUCAGUUUAGCCUAUUCUUUAUCCAGUGCAAGGAGACAAGGAGAAAGACAUGCCCCUGUCCCCUAUUUCCAUGAUGACAUCAAUGUCCUCUCUCAGGGGCUUCUACAGCUUGGAGUGGAGCUCAAGAUGCAAGUGAGCUACAGCAAAAAUCACAUUGGCCACCUGUUUAAACAACUGGACUCUCUGAAUACCUCUUUAGUUAAGCUUCUAACUCAAGUCAGCCAGCAGGAGAGAAAGAAAGAGGACCUGGAGAGGAGAGCUGAGCAGCUCGACAAGAGGAAUGAAGACCUCCAUCAGCUGGUUGCUGAGCUCCAGCAUCAGAUGAUUGCCGGGAUAAAGGACAGAGAGAAAUUCAAUGAGAGGCUAAACUUGCUGGAGCAGAAGAUGGAGGAUGCUGUGUUCUUCAAGGCAGGUGGGCUUUCUCUGACAGAAGUGAUGGACGACAUUAUGCCCUUUUUGCAAAGACAGAGCCAAAGAAUUGAUGAGCUAUUUGCGGAAGUGGAAAUGCAGCAAAACCAAUUGCACAAACGAGAUACCCUCAUUAAAAGGCUACGGGAAAAGGUUAAAUCAAAGCACAAACUCACAAAGGAAACAGUGAAAAAUGGAAAGAAAACCCCUGAUGUGUAGGGUGAAGAGAAUGUUCCAUCUUCAGGAAUCAGCAAGGGAAACGGAGCAUGAAUCCUGUUCUAGGGCACAAGUCAGAGUCCACACAAGGCUGCCUGCCCUGGGAAAUGGCACAAGAUUAGAAGGAGGCGCUGGGGUGUUGUCCCCAGCAGCAGCUUGCCCCUUAGUAACCUCUGCUCUGUGGGCCAGGCUGCAAUGUUUUGUGUAAAUGCUGGCACUGUAUUCUGAACAUCGGGGACCUCUAACCCCGCCCCCGCAACAAGCAAAUGCAGUUAAGUAGCUAGAGACAAAAUGUUACCCAAAUUGUUUAGAAACACUACAAUAAAUGACCCAAUAUUCUCUCUCUCUAGUCAUGUUAUGUUUUUAAAAAUGCACUCUAAAACAGAAAUCAAAUGAGAGCAAGAGAAACAAAUAGAAAGCCAGCAAACUCUUAUACUUGUUAUUACACCACUUUUUAAAGAUUUUGAAGGGACGAAUAAUCCAGUCUUUCCCAAUUAAUGAACUAUAAUUUGAACAUCCGAUAUGGUAUCUUGAACAACUAUGGAUAUUGAACAACUAUGAUUACUAAUAAUAAUUUGUCUUUGAACAUGGACUACAUGCUCACAUAUCCUAUAUUUUCAGAGUACCUCUUCUAUUACCUCAAUUCCCACCCCUUCUUCUUAUGAGAAAGGUAACAAUUCCUCUUAAGAAAGGGCUUGGAAAAUCAGCAUUCCUCCUGUUAAAUAAAGCAGGACCUCAAGCUGGGGCAAAGAGAAUGUUCCCUUUUAGAAACAGGUAAAAGUACCUGAACUCUCCUUAAAAUCCACUCACUUGUUUAAGAAAAGUCCAACUACUUUUCAAUAGCAAAAGACCCAACAGGAAAGUUGGAAUGUUUUUAGGUCUUAUCUGGAUCAGAUUCACAGUGAAAAGAAUCACAAAUACAUAAACAUUUGAAACCUGCUGUGGAAAACUGAUGACUUUAAGAAAAAGUAAAUCUCUAGGCCCUGCCGGGGUAGCUCAGUUGGUUAGUGCAUCGUCCAGAUACACCAAGGUUGCAGGUUCAACCCCCAGUCAGGGCACAUGCAAGAAACCAGUAAACGUAUAAAAAAGUAGAACAACAAGUUGAUGUCGAUCUGUCUGCCUCUCUCUCUAAAAUCAAUGAAAUGACAUUCUUUAAAAAUCUAACUUUGCUUGAAAUUUUUUAAAAACAAUACUUUGUUGACCACUAUGCUGUACACCUGAAACUAAUACAAAAUAAUAUUGAAUGUAAACUGUAAUUAAAAAAAUUAAACCAUACUUUGUGGAGCUGACAUUUUAUGAAUUAAGAUAUCCAUAUUACUAAAUAUUCUUUUGAAACACUGCUUACCAGAUUUAAUGUAUUAAGUGGUUUACAUAUCAUUCACUCCCAUCUUUGUAUGAAUUAGUUUACUCAGUUCCUGUUCUUCUUACAAAGAGGAUGGAUUAUGGACUGACUGCAGGUAUGAGUGAAGAAAGGGUGAUUAUUAAUCACGAGGCACUGAUCCGGGAAGAUCUGGAUGCUUAAGGUGACAAGGAGAGUGACAAAGCAAGGGCAGAUGGGAAGGUACCAAAAUCCAAAGUUUUUAUUCCACAAUUUUUUUUUCUAAAGCUUUAAAAAACUUGACAUUGACAAAAUAGUCAAAAGGCUCACUGGAUAAUUGCCUUUCUUCCAACUCUCAGCUAUCCCCAUGGAACCCAUGGUAUGGGUUAUCUGGAUAUUCCUUGUGAUUCCCACAUGGGGAAGGCUCAGAAUUUGUUAAACACGUUGAGCUUGGUUUAUUAGAACCCUAUUUUCAGUGUCCUUUUUUUAAAAAUAAAAAAUUAUUUUAUUUUUUAAAAAUAUGUUUUUCUUGAUUUUUAGAGAAAGAGGAAAGGAGA